AUGCUCCACCUGCUCUUACUUAACCAUUUCCUGUUUACCGCCUGCCUUCUGCAGCCUCCAAGCUCCCGGGCAGCAGCCAGCAGCCCAGAGCUCCCCGGAUGGGAGCCUGACUGCCUGGACACGCUGGAUGGCUGCUCUCUGGGGGACGACGUGGACAGGACAGGGCACAGUGUGUCCUGCGAGCCAGGGUCAGAUGUGUGUGCUCAGCCUCAGCUCCACCUGUGUGCCACACCUGCUCUGUGUCCCAGUUUAUCCGUAAAAUGA
This is a messenger RNA of Rangifer tarandus platyrhynchus (Svalbard reindeer), 264 nucleotides long. The record is from the annotation of a GenBank genome assembly. NCBI's taxonomy places the organism in Eukaryota, Metazoa, Chordata, Mammalia, Artiodactyla, Cervidae.